AGUUAAAGCCUCUGUGAUCUCAAAACAAAUUAAGAUAUGAUGAUCACAUUUAAACUAAGAAGCCUCACAUUCUUUGUUUUCAUUGCCUUUUCUAUUUGGUGUUCAAGCUUGUUAGAACCUUGUGAUGCUAGAAAAGGAGGCAAGCAGUACUGGAGGCAAAACAAGGGCGCCUCUGCCCCUGCCUCUGCAUUCAGGAAGGAACAAAAGGGUUAUGGCGGCAAUCACCAACGCCACCAGGCAGGCCCUAGGGUGUCUACGACACCGUCAAGGGGAGACAAUUACAUCACACCAGAGGAAACUGCAGCAAAACUGCUAAAAAACAGCGGUGGGAAUUCCAACGUCUUUAAUGUGUUGGACUAUGGUGCUAAAGGCGAUGGAAAAGCAGAUGAUACCAAGGCUUUUGAAACAGCGUGGGCAGCAGCUUGCAAAGUGCAGGCAUCAACUAUAAAUGUUCCAUCCGGGUCCGUGUUCCUCGUCAAACCAAUCUCUUUUUCUGGCCCUAAUUGUGAACCAAAUAUUGUAUUUCAGUUAGAUGGCAAAAUCAUAGCUCCAACAAGCUCAGGAGAUUGGGGUUCAGGUCUUCUACAAUGGCUCGAAUUCACGAAGCUAAAAGGGAUUUCAAUCAAAGGCAAAGGAGUAAUUGAUGGGCAAGGCUCAGUUUGGUGGAGUGACUCACCCACAUACAAUAUUCCUGCAGAUCAGACAUAUAGCAGUUCACAGGACACGGUCAUAGAAAGUGACAGUGGAAAAAUGCCAAGCACCAAACCAACAGCUCUUAGGUUCUAUGGAAGUGACGGCGUGAGUGUCACUGGUAUAACACUUCAAAACAGCCCUCAGGCUCACCUCAAGUUCGAUGCCUGCACGAAUGUUCAGGUUUCUGAUAUAAGUAUUUCCUCCCCUGGUGACAGCCCCAACACAGAUGGAAUCCACCUCCAAAACUCUCAGGAUGUUGUCAUUUUUGGCACCAGUAUUGCUUGUGGGGAUGACUGUAUAUCCAUACAAACUGGAUGCUCAAGUAUAUACGUACACAACGUGAAUUGUGGACCCGGCCAUGGCGUCAGCAUCGGAGGGCUAGGGAAGGAUAACACUAGAGCUUGUGUAUCCAACGUCACAGUCCGAGAUGUAAAAAUGCACAAUACACUCACUGGCGUCAGAAUAAAGACCUGGCAGGGAGGAUCAGGGUCAGUCCAAAACAUCAUGUUUUCAAACAUUCAAGUAUCAGAAGUUGCAACCCCAAUCAUGAUUGACCAAUUCUACUGUGACAAGAGCAAAUGCCAAAAUGAGACAUCAGCCGUGGCAAUUUCGGGUGUAAAUUAUGUAAACAUACAAGGAACCUAUACGACGAAACCUGUACAUUUUGCAUGCAGUGACAGCUUACCGUGUACUGGUGUGUCUCUGGACACCAUACAGCUGAAAUCAGUUGAUGAAGGCAAGCAAUUGUAUGGCCCUUUCUGUUGGGAGGCGUACGGAGAGCUCAAAACUAGCACAGUCCCUGAAAUUGACUGCUUGAAGAAGGGGAAGCCAUCUUCAAGCAGCACAGUAGCUCGGUCUGAAAGUAGUAAUUCUUGCUAAGCUCAGGCUUAGCUUAGCCUAGCGAGUUGAUUAGUAAAAAAUCAAAAACACGUGUACAUACCUGAAAGUUUGGACCCGUCUCUGAAGCCUUUCGUCUGUGGCGGUACCUCAAAUUGUACAUACCACCAUAGAACAACGACGUUUG
This is a messenger RNA of Prunus mume (Japanese apricot), 1717 nucleotides long. NCBI's taxonomy places the organism in Eukaryota, Viridiplantae, Streptophyta, Magnoliopsida, Rosales, Rosaceae. The record is from RefSeq and is a predicted model, not a curated record.